AUCCUCAACGCACGUUUGUAUGCGCACGUCCGAGCCUCGAACGAGACGCUUCGAACACCGCUCGGACCCCCUUUGCGUGGUGCAUACAUUCUAAGAAAACAUGCCUCUGUUUGGAAAGUCCCAGAAGAGUCCGGCGGAAGUGGUGAAGGCUCUGAAGGAGGCGGUAAACGCGUUGGAGCGCGGCGACAAGAAGGUAGAGAAGGCGCAAGAGGAUGUGAGCAAGAAUCUUGUGCACAUCAAGAACAUGCUGUACGGCACGGCCGAGACGGAGCCACAGGCAGACAUCGUGGUGGCGCAAUUGGCCCAGGAAUUGUACAACAGCAAUCUGCUGCUUUUGCUCGUGCAGAAUUUGAGUCGCAUCGACUUCGAGGGAAAGAAGGACGUCGCACAGGUCUUCAAUAACAUCCUGCGGAGGCAGAUUGGAACUAGAUCACCCACUGUAGAAUACAUAUGUACCAAACCUGAAAUUCUUUUUACACUCAUGUCCGGUUACGAGCACCAAGACAUUGCGCUCAACUGUGGCACAAUGUUGCGAGAGUGCGCGAGAUACGAAGCUCUGGCCAAGAUCAUGAUCUACUCGGAUGACUUUUACAACUUCUUCAGAUACGUCGAGGUCUCUACGUUCGAUAUCGCGUCUGACGCUUUCUCUACAUUUAAAGAAUUACUUACGAGGCACAAAAUACUCAGCGCCGAAUUCUUAGAGAUACAUUACGAUAAAGUUUUCUCACACUAUCAGAGGUUACUCAAUUCAGAGAACUAUGUAACACGACGACAGAGUUUGAAACUGCUGGGCGAGCUACUGCUCGAUAGACAUAAUUUUACAGUUAUGACACGAUAUAUAUCAAAUCCAGAUAAUUUGAAACUAAUGAUGAACAUGCUGAAGGAGAAAUCUCGCAAUAUACAGUUUGAGGCUUUUCACGUCUUCAAGGUAUUUGUGGCGAAUCCCAACAAACCGAAACCCAUUCUGGACAUAUUGCUCCGCAAUCAGGAGAAGCUGAUCGAGUUCCUGACGCGCUUCCACACGGAUCGCUCCGAGGAUGAGCAGUUCAAUGACGAGAAGGCGUAUCUGAUUAAGCAGAUCAAAGAACUUAAGUCUGUACAUGAUAAUUAAGUCAAGGAAAAUACAAUUAUUGCUACCGCUAUGACUAACUACCACUACAAUCAUUAUUACUAGAGUCUGCUGCUGUUGCUAAUUACGGUUUUAUCACUAUUAUGUAGUUAUAAUUUAUCAUCGUCACUGUCAUAUUGUCACCAUUAUUACGAUCAUCGUCAUUACCGUUGUCAUCGUCAUCCCGGCAUUAUUAUUAUUAUUAUUAUUAAUUUUAUUUGUGAGUAAAUAUUUCACUGUAAAUAAAAACUACAUUUAUAUCUUAUUGUACUAUACGCAGAUCGAGUUGUCACCGUUGCCAGCGUUCUGCCACGUUUUUAGGAAUGAGUCGGUUAUUAAAGCAGAAUGAAAACUUAA
Molecule: messenger RNA, 1465 nt
Organism: Vollenhovia emeryi
Lineage: Eukaryota; Metazoa; Arthropoda; Insecta; Hymenoptera; Formicidae
Gene: Mo25
Product: protein Mo25
Exons: 8
Coding region: 101-1111 (336 amino acids)
Biological process (GO): intracellular signal transduction
Molecular function (GO): protein serine/threonine kinase activator activity
Source: RefSeq, a predicted model, not a curated record